AUGGCUGAAAAUGAUAUAUCUAUAAAGCGUGGUGGUGGUUUUAUGGGCGUAUUUGGUCCUCGUAUUGAUAGUAUCGCUCGGGAAGUCGCUACUGCUGCUGGUGUUACUAUUGUACCAUCAUCACCAUAUCACAUAACUCUAUUAACUAAGGAUGAACUACGUCAAUUAUCAACAGAUUCAUCCAAUAAAAUUGAUCGUUUAAAUGAAAAUGCUGCAACAAUCGACACAAGAAAUAUAUUAUCUCUUGGUGUUGGUGGUCAUCCAAACGGUGUAUGCUGGGUUGUAAUCAUUUGGAAUGCAGGAAAUAUUUUUCGAAAAAAAUAUGGUUUGCCAUGUAAGCAAUUUCAUAUAACAUUGAGUGAUCAUGAUGAUCAUACACCUGAUAAAAGUCUUCAUUCAUUACAUACGACAUUAUCGAUUGAUACUCUUGAUUUAAAUACUCUUGAUCAUCUUGUUUUAUACUCUAAUAUAUCUGAUCAACAUGAUCAAGCGUUUAUCUAUGCACGUGAAAUGUGCAUCCGGUUUCCUGAUUCGGAAAAAAGUUGGCUACGUUUAGCUGAUAUUACACGACGAAAUGAACAAUGUAAAUUAGCCAUGUUAGCUUAUGCACGAACUAUGCAUCAUAUUGAUGAACAAGAAAAUGAAAAAAUUCACGACUAUUGUUAUAAAAAGAUUUUAAAUUGUGCAUCGAUGUAUACGGAAUGGGAAUGUCUUUUUGGUGAAAAUGAAUUAGAUCAAAUUCCGGAAGAAUUAAAAAUGAGUUUGUUGACACCAUGGACACAAACAAUGAGACAGCGAUUUGUCAAUAUCUAUUCCGAUGAACAACCACAAUAUCAACAACUCUCACGUGAACAUCUUUUUGUACCGUUUAUUGAUCCACGCCAAAGAAAUGGAAAUUUAGAAAUGUUUUCGUUACCACGAUUCUUUCGUUGGAUUGUUCCAUUUUUUCUAUCAGUCAUGUCUACUCCUCGACAUGAACGUGACAUCGAUGCUCUUGCGUCUGCUCAUAUUGGUAUUCGACAUAUUAUUACAUUAACCGAAGAGACGCCGUUACCUGAAGAAUGGUUUUUUAAUAAAACAAUUUCACACACACAUCUUCCUGUCGAAAAUUAUCAACCCCCAACAAUUGAACAAGUUGAUAUAUUCUUUAGAUUAGUUAAUGAUCCAACGAAAACACCUUUAUUGGUUCAUUGCGGUGGUGGAAAAGGUCGAGCAGGUACCAUGAUUGCUUGCUAUUUAGCUAUUUACGGUUUUCAAGCACCAUCGGCUCAAGAAUGGAGACAACCGUUUAUGUCAGCUGCUGAAGCUGUAGAGAAACUACGACAAUUAAGACCUGGCAGUAUUGAAACAGACCAACAAGAACGAUUCGUUCAUACGUAUGUUAGUGCUGUAUGGAAACGACAAGCUGCACUGCCACCAUUACCAGAUGAACCAGACGGACUUCCACUUGAAAUCGAAGGACAAUUAGAUGGAAACAUUGAUUUAAUAAUGCUUUGCGGUGUACCUGGCUCAGGAAAAUCUCAUGUAGCUAGAAUGAUAUUAACGCGAGAUGAACAGUGGACAAUUAUUUCUCAAGAUGAAACAGGUUCACGUGAUACAUGUGAACGUGAAUUAGGUCGACCAGGAAAAUAUUCUAAAGUCAUUCUGGAUCGUUGUAAUCCAGAUCGAGCAGAUCGAAAAGAAUGGCUUGGAAUUGCACAGUGGGCAAAAAAACCCAUUUGUGUUUAUUUUGAUUAUAACCCCGAAUUAUGUGUAUCACGUGCACAACAACGUACCGACCAUCCAACACUUACGCCAGGUCAACGUGUAAGAACAGCGGUACAAAGUAUGCAUCGACAAAUGGAAAGACCAAAACUUAAUGAAGGAUUUGUUGCCAUAUGUAUUGUACGAUCAUUUUAUGCAGCCGAUGAUCUAAUCAGACGGUUAGCACCAAUCAGAAUUCUAAAAUUUCUACGGACAGGUCAUCUUGUGAAUUUAGGUGCUGCAACCGCAGAUGAUUUUUUAGUAUCAUUCAAUCAAUCAAAUCAUACACCACAUGUUAUUAUUACGGAAAAAGUGGAUGGUGCUAAUAUGGGUUUUUCAUUGUCAGCUGAUAGAGAAUUACUUGUACAAAAUCGUUCCCAUUAUAUUACAUCAACAGCACACGCACAAUUUCGCCCUCUUUAUAAUUGGAUUGAAACACAUCGUGAAGGUCUUUAUCAUGUUCUCGAUCGUGAUAAUUCAUUUCCCGAACGAUAUAUUCUCUACGGUGAAUGGCUUGUAGCAACACAUUCAAUACCUUAUACAAGAUUACCCGAUCGAUUUCUUGCAUUCGAUUUAUAUGAUCGUCAAACACAAACAUGGGCCGACCGUGAUACACUCGAACGAUUACUUGCAGAAACGAAGAUAUCCUUAGUACAUAUUAUGUAUCGAGGACCAAGACCAACUGACGCUGUUUUAAAGGAAAUGGUUCAACGUCCAUCACAAUUCUACGAUGGUCCAGUCGAAGGUAUCUAUGUUAAAGAAGAACAAAACGGACAAGUUAUUAAUCGUGGAAAGGUCGUACGAAGCGACUUUACAGCUGGAAUUACUGACCAUUGGGAUAAAGCACCGAUGCGUAAGAACGGAUUUUUGAUUGGUGGUGAUGAUAUCGAAUGA
This is a messenger RNA of Rotaria socialis, 2637 nucleotides long. Lineage: Eukaryota; Metazoa; Rotifera; Eurotatoria; Philodinida; Philodinidae. The record is from the annotation of a GenBank genome assembly.